UUAAUUAUUGUCUUUAUUCCAGGCGGACAAAAAGAACGAGCGUGGGUGUUAUUUCCAGCGAAGAAGCAGCGUGCCGUCGUGUCUCGUGAGCCCCCCUUUAACGCCCCCUUGUAGCUCGGAGGCGGAGACGGGACCCCCGGUGACGUCAGUGGGCCUGUCUGUUUCCUGCAAUAGAAAGUGAGGGAGAAGGUGAAGGCAGAAAACCAAUCUCUUUUGUCGCUUUAAAAGAUGUACGCCGAUGCCGCCGUCACCGCCACCUCGGGUCUCAGCUUCCCUCAAGGCUCGGCAGUAGAGGCCCGUUUUUCCCAACAUGCACUUGUGAACUGAGGUGGGAAAGAUGCCGCGCACCAAGCAAAACAACCCGAAAAAUCUAAAAGAUAAAAUCGAAGAGGCGCAGAAAGAGCUUAAAGACACGAGCUCAACGAAAGGGACUUCUGGAAGCAGUCGACGAAUUGAAGACAACAUCAAAGGCCUGAAGAGGAAAAAGGUUGUCGCGGAAAACAAGCUGAAGAAAAUUCCUAAAUCCCCGGUGAAAAAACCUCCUCAGCUGAAAACUCCUGAAACUGCUGACCAAGGAGGAUCCUCUAAGGAAAAGGAACCCUCUUGCUCCCCUGCUUCCAACAGGACUUCCAAUCAUCAUUCAACAUCACCGACUGGGGAAAGCGAGUCACAGGAUGCCCGACCGGUUGAACCACCCCCUGAAGAAGGGGUAUCCGUCGCUGACCACGAAAGGCUGAAGCAAGAGGAAUCAAAGCCAACGCCUCCGACACAGGAACCGGCAGAAGAAGAGGAGAGUUCUUUGAAAGACCGUGACACCCAAAACUGUAGCGUUGAUAAAACCGACAAAGAUCCGUACCACACCAGCGCUCCACUUGAUGUCCUGCUGAAAGCGAUGGAGCCUGACAUGCUUACACUUGCCGAGAGGAAAAAGUCUUUCCCGGUCUCAGGUCCGCACACUGGGGAAUUGUCCAACAUGCCAGCCGCCAAUGUUGGUCUUCAAACUCAGUCGUCUCCUAUGCAGACGUAUUAUAUUGACAAACAGGGUCAUUUCAUUGGCAUUGCAGCACCGUUACAGGGUAGUGUACAUGCAUCCACGCAGGGUGAGGCUCUGACCUUUGCAAAUCAACAUUUUAUUCCCGUUGUUUCUAAUCCCGAAAAUCCAAGCAUUCACAUGAGCUUUAAUACUGGACCGCCUGCUCUAACUCAUGUACCCGCUCCCUCAGGCUCAAAUGCUUUGCCAAAAAGUCAACCCCCAAUUGUGCACACCUGCCGGUCGCUCUCUGCGACUGUUCCCAGCGCCAUUCAGGUGCCGGUUACACCUGGGAACAACCACGUUCAGCUUACGACUGUAAUGAACUUUGGCGGCGAGCAUGUUUCUAAGGACCAAAAGCCAAAGAAGCCCGGCAAGUAUGUAUGCGAGUACUGCCACCGGCCGUGUGCAAAGCCCAGCGUGCUGCUGAAACACAUCAGGUCUCACACAGGAGAAAGACCAUACCCGUGUGUAACCUGCGGUUUCUCUUUCAAAACCAAGAGCAACUUGUAUAAGCACAAGAAAUCCCACGCUCACGCUAUAAAACUUGGUCUCAUUGCACGCUCAGAGUCAGGAGGUGGGCUCCUGCCACAAGAAUCCGACAAAGCCCUGGGAACACAUUCCGAGGUAGAGGAGAGCGGGGACAGUGAUGAAGAAGGGAGCACUGUAGACCUGGAUCCAGACUCAUCGCAGAGCAGUGCAGCAGCCUUGUCUGAAAAUAGCUCACAGAGUGCCGGUACAGCCCAAGCAAUAUUCGGGGAGGCGGACUCAUUAGCUGCGUUCGAUUCAAUGAAACCAACCCAAGCUCAGAGAAGUCAUGAGCCCAAAGUGACGGCUGCGCUGCCAAAAGUUGUCGUUUACCCAGUUAAUGUGUCUCCUUUAAGGGCAGACAGCCCAAGAGUUACAGGUGCAGCGCCUGAACAAGCCGCGUCGCAGCGCCAACGAGAGUUCCCGACUGCCAACCUGAGAUCAAACAUCACGGUCCUGUCAUCGCUGAAAGAGGUGGUUGGUACAAGUCCUUCACUCGAUACCGUGAGUGAAGAUGAAGACCAGCAAUGUAAAUCUCCACUUUUAAGUGGACAUGCCCAGCUUCAGAGGCAACAAGCUACAGACUUUUCACAACAGCAACAGGCAAAGUGUCUACUGAGCCCUCGUAGUUUGGGAAGUACAGAUUCCGGCUACUUCUCUCGCUCUGAAAGUGCCGACCAGGCAAUGAGUCCACCUAGUCCAUUUGUGAAGAUAACACCCCCAGCUGACAUUGAUCUAUCCAAAAAGGAUAUGUCUUCUGCCCCUCCUGUAAUUUCUACAGUAAUGCGUGCGGUAGCAGAGCAAAGAUCGCAAGUAACAGAUGGACAGAUGCGUCCCCCGUUAGAAACUAAAACCCUUUCUCUGGAAGAAAGAAUUUCAAAGCUGAUUUCGGACAAUGAGGCAGUGGUUGACAACAAGCAAUUGGACAGCGUUAAACCAAGGAGGACCUCUCUGUCAAGGAGAGGUAGCAUUGACUCUCCCAAAUCCUACAUAUUUAAAGACUCCUUUCAGUUUGAUCUUAAACCAAUAGGACGGCGGUCAAGUUCCAGCUCAGACAUUCCCAAGUCGCCUUUCACUCCCACAGACAAAUCGAAGCCAGUUUUUCUUCUCUCUGUACCUUCUCAAUACCCCCCUAUGGAUUGUUUACCGAUUACAAGGAGUAACUCUAUGCCGACUACACCAGGACACUCUGCUCUUCCAUUUAAUAUUGCUCACCUGGCCCACCCUUUACGAAUAUGUCAUUCUUUUGAUGAGAAAAGUACAAUAAAUGAUGACGUAUUUUCAUCCGCACCUUCUACCCCCAAUCCAGCAAUACAUUCCCGGACUUUAGUCAGACAAGCAGCAGUGGAGGACUUUUCCACCAGUGAGGGGCACAGACUUCCUACCGUCCGCUCGAUGGAUGAUGCCUAUCAUGCUCUAAACAAUAGCACAGAAUCAAUGCAGAGAAGUCGGUCUUUUGAGUACAGUCAAGAAAGACAAAGAAAAUUUCAGCAAAAUAAAGGUACGAUGUAUGAGUGUGAAACUUGUCGAAACCGGUACAGAAAGUUAGAGAAUUUUGAAACUCACAAGAAAUUCUACUGCUCGGAACUUCACGGGCCAAAACACAAGCCUGUUGUUGUUGUUAAAGAAAGUGAUCAAGAUGUUUUUCAUGCCAACACACAGACACAUUUAGUUCCAAGAUCAGCUACUGGAUCAGGAGUAAUGGAUCAACAGACAUCAAUCAGGAAGAGAAGGAAAAUGAAAAGUGUCGGAGAUGAGGACGAUCAAUCUCCAACUGACACAAAUCCGCCGUGUUCGGUUAGUUUUGAUUCAGGCCAGUUGCCAACAGCCCUGGCAAGUCAAAGUUUUCCCCAGCAUGGUGUAAUGGUGGACAUUCAACCCAAAAUUAACCAGACAAAGCCACCUCCAAUUCAGCUCGUAGCUCGAGGUCAAAGUUCUUCAGAUUCUAGACUGUCCCCAAUCCGAGAGACACAGAUCAACACCUGCACUAAAGGGGAAAUCCAGAGGCAAAGCAGUGGUACUUCAGUCAUCAGACAUACCAACUCUCUCAGCAGACCCAGUUCAUUUGAGACAGAAUCUACAGAAAAAGGUUCUCCUCUGGACAGCAAUGAAAAGGAUCCUCUGAAAUCCAAAACAGAUACAUCAUCAGAUAACAACUACCAUGACAAGUUAUCAAACCAGAAAACUACAGAAGCUGAUUAUGGAAAUCAAAGAAUGGAGCAAUCUACCGAUGGUACAGUGGCUGCAACUGGGGAAAUCUCUACCCCUUCCCAUCAGUGCCGACUAGUUCGUCAAAACAACAUCCAAGUUCCUGAGAUUUUAGUCACAGAGGAACCUGACAGAGAACACGAAGCACAGACAUCUGAGCCAACAGAAAAGCCCGCAGAUCAGUUCAACUGGCCACAAAGAAGCGAGAGUUUGUCAAAGUUACCCACUGAAAAACUCCCACCAAAAAAGAAAAGAAUUCGUCUCGCUCAAAUGGACCACUCCUCGGGUGAAUCAAGCUUUGAGUCCAGUCUCUCCCGCAGCCUGAGCAGAGAUAGUACUCUCUCACACUGUUCCAGCAUUUCAGCCUCCUUUGACAGAGAAGAAGCAUCCCGGUCAGAGAGUCCAUCAAGAGUAGAAUGUAUGAACAAAAUUCCAGAGCAGCUAAGUCAACCCAAAGUAUUCAGUACACUUGGUGUACCUGGAGCAAUGAGGCGUGCUGCAUCCGAACAGAUUACCUGUACCCAACCCUCUGUGGAAAUUUCAUGUGACUACCGUAGCAAGUCUUUUGACUCUGGCAAUGUGUCCCCCAAGAGAGGCCCAUCACCUGUUGGGCAGCCUAAAAGUGGAACAAUCCAGGUUCCACUUAUUGAAAGAAGGCGUGGCCCAUUAGUUCGUCAAAUGUCUCUAAAAAUAUGCCCAGAUAAUCAGCAGCCUGUACGGAAGGCUGUCAUCACCCUCGACAAAGCUCCAAAUACAAAUGCAAACCAAAAUAGAUGCCAGCAAAUUCAAAUUGUCAAUAGAUUUCCCUUGGCCCAACCUGUCCUCCUACAAUCUGGAGAAAUUCCCCUGCAAAGAAAUGAGCAAACGAUCCAAAGUAUCAACCUGGGGAGCACAACACAGCAAACCCAGAUCUAUGGCCUUCCACACCCUUGGCAUCAAACAUCUAAAAUGCAAACCUGCCAAAAGGUGCCGCAACCUUUGAGCCAGAUCAUAGUUGGUGGUGACAAUGCCCGAAACAAGCCGGCUGACGUAGAAGAAAAGAAAUGUUAUGUGCCCAAAUACCAAUUGCAGUGUCCUACUCAAGGACCAAGUCAAAUGUUUUCUUUCACCAGCACACAUGGGUCUCACGUCGCAUUGCCAGUUUUAACAAUGCCCGUUGCCAAUCCGAUUUUGAGCAUUCCGAAACCAUCGGAUGAACUCAGAAAAGUGUGUACCGCGCCACCCGAUCAGCAUGCUUCUGAUGUUAAGAACACAUCUGUUGUUUUGCACGGUGAGCAGAGGAGGGAGUCAAACAAUCACACGCAAUCAGGUGGUAUUCCAUUGCCCCAGAUCCUCAUAACUCAUGAGCAAAUGCACACUGUUCCUUCGGUCUCCGGCAAGAAUGCUUUUCCAUCCAUUCAUCUUGUAGAUGCUGAAACUCAUACUGCGCCAGGUGUAAAGAAGGGUUGCACUCAAUUUGUUAAUAUUAAUAACAAGAAUGGGGAAAGAGUGUCGAGUCCGAGCUCUUUACAUUGCACACAGAAACUAUCGUCAGUGACUUUAUGCCCCCAACAGGAGCCCAUUGCUUCAAGUAAAAGAAUGCUGUCACCUGCCAACAGUUUGGAUAUCUACAUGGAAAAGCAUCAAAAACGGGCUAAGGACGAGCACGGCGUGGCCUGCCUGACUGACGGAAGAUCUGUCAAUUAUCUCAAUUCCAAUUUAUCGGAAGUGACCAGACAGCGGAAACUGACGCUUGUAAGGCAGGUUUGCACCACUGAACCGGCGGACAGUCCUAUCGAAACAGAGGCCCCUCCUUUUCCCCAAGUUAAAACGGACACCGAGAAGGACCUUGACGACGUCAAGCCUAUGUCACCUGACAGCACCAGUAUUGAGAAAGACGCAAGCAAAGUUAUUCCCGAAGAGGCUGGCCGUGCUAGAAAUACUUCACCCGAUCGCCAGGCUUUCCCCACGCCAGCUAAUAACCCUCAGAAGACGCCACAGAAAAUGGAGGAGCAGAGGUGGAAUCCGGUCAAAUCACCAAUCAGACCUUCCAGUUUCCAUGGUGGUCAAGUAAAACCGACCACAUCCGUUUCCGUGUUUUACGCGAAAGACAGCCAUCGCCUUUCCUUCCCCAGCCUGAAGACGACCACCACGUUCACCUGGUGCUUCUUGAUGAAGAGAAAACCACUUCACGUGCUCCAGAGUGACCUGAAGACUUCAGCUUACGCUGCAUGGGCAGUCAACCCAAACAAUCCAAACCCACUCGGGUUGCCCACAAAGGUGGCCAUGUCCCUACUUGACUCCAAACACACCUCCAAAAAAAUCCACUACACCUCUGCGAUAAGAACCACCGGGAAGUCGGACAUCUUGUCUUACUCGGGCAAGCUCAAAGAUGUCAUGCCAAGGGUGCCAUUGAUCCAGAAGACUUUAUCAGUGGAGAGCAGGAGUAAAGUGCAAACAGAAACUCAUUCAAGCAAUGAGUCAGACAAGGAGGUGGCAUCAAAAACAGAACCAAGGCGGAUCAAAAUCUUUGAUGGCGGAUACAAAUCCAACGAAGAGUACGUUUACGUACGCGGGCGAGGGCGCGGUAAAUACAUCUGCGAGGAAUGCGGGAUCCGCUGUAAGAAGCCCAGCAUGUUGCGCAAACAUAUCCGUACCCACUCUGAUGUUCGGCCAUACCACUGCAUCCACUGCAACUUCUCCUUCAAGACCAAAGGGAACCUCACCAAGCACAUGAAGUCCAAGGCACACAGUAAGAAGUGCAUGGAGAUGGGCGUGCCCAACGUGAUCACCGAAGACCAGGAUGCGGAGGACUCAGGAGACCGCAGUCAGGUGAGCAGUGCCGACCGCCAAGAUUCGGACGGCGACGACUCGGACGGCCCUGAUGAGGAAGACAAUGAGGACGAGGAAGAGGAGGACAGCCAAGCGGAGUCGGGCCUGUCCACAAACCCCUCGGUGUCCGCCAGCCCGCUGCAUGUUCCGUGGAAGGAGGCCGAGGUGCCCCCCAGUGCCCUCCUGGCACAGAUGUCCAUCAGCUCCCUGGCACAGACGCCAGCCGCCGAGUCCCAGGCGUCAGACUCGCCGUCCGUCCCCGUGGUGGACCCUCUGUCCCUGAGCAAGCAGAUGUCCAUCUCGGGGUCCUGUCCCAGCCUGCCGCCGCUCUGCUGGGGGUCCCUCCCGCCCGCCACCAGCGCCGACUGCAACCUCUCGGACACGGAGUCGGUGCACAUGAUGAGCCCGGUGUCGCCGUGCAGGCAGAUGUCCAUCGACUACCCGGACGGCGACGUGCCUCCGAGCCCGCCGGUGACGGGGACGGGAUUCAGACCGAGCCAGGCGCCCGUUCCUGCCGCCCAUCCCAUGGCGACGACGGAGUCGGGCUCCCCGGUGGACCGCGGCACUCAGACAUCCACCUCGCAGAGUCCGACCCACGUCCCGCUCCCGGGUCUGUGCCAAGCCCCGCGGAUGGCCACGCACCUGUUCAGUCACCUGCCCCUGCACUCCCAGCAGCCCCUGCGCUCGCCCUACAGCAUGAUCCCCUUGGGGGGCAUCCAACUGGUGCCCGCCGGACUGGCAGCUUACUCCACCUUCGUGCCCAUCCAGGCCGGCCCCGUUCAGCUCGCCAUCCCGGCGGGAGUCAGCGUCAUCCAUAGAAACGGCAGCCCGGCGCCCGACGCUCCGCCCCGGCCCGACUCCGCCGAUUUCCAGGGCCAGACUUUCCAGCCCCUCGGUUUAAUGACUCCCCUGCUCCCCCAGCCGGGGGUCGCCCUGCAGGUCCUGGCCGCCUCCCAAAGCCCCCAAACGCACGUCCCCGGCCUGCAGAUCGUGAACAUCGCCCUGCCCGCCGUCAUCCCCGCCCUCAGCCCGCUCCCCGCCCCCAGUCCUGAACGGCGAGGUACCCCGGACUCUCUGAGAGCGCCGACAGAAACCACGCCCCCGCCCGCACCCGUCACCUCCGGCCUCGCACAGACACCAAAAAGCCCAGCACGUAGCGCGGCGUCCCCCAACGCCGCACCCCCGGCCUCCACCUGGCAGACGGUGGUCGACGACUACAACGAGGUUUCCAGCGACGACGAGGACAGACUCGUUAUUGCCACCUGAGACAAAACAAAACACUUUUUUUCGCCCCCCCCCCCUAACUGUCACUUUAAGACUGAAAAACACUUUGUUGACAAAUCACCUUUGAAAGCACAGAUGUUCAUUUUGUACGUGCAAUCACAUGAUGACCAAUCCUUCACUUCGUCAACGCCGGGUAGUCCUUUUUUUGGUUUUUUUUGUACAUGUUGUACAGACAAUCGUGCCUUGAUGGAGUUUGUUGUUGAGGAACUUGUACAUAACUCGUCGCUGGUGUUUAUAUACAUACAUACAUACAUACAUACAUACAGUAUAUUAUAUAUAUAUAAAUAUAAGUGUAUAAAAACAAAAGGCGGUAUAACAACGGUUUUAUUGGAAAGGACUUGUCGUACUGGUUUAUGUACAUUUCUAUGGAUUAUGUGUACAAAAUGUUGUGUUCAGCUAUUUAUUAUAUUCCAUCUAGUGCCCGUUAUGAUUUAUUGGUCCAUAGCUAUGUGCAUUUUUGGUAGCUUGACAUCGCUGUAUCGAUUAUUCUAAACCGUACCAGUAAAGAUUUCUCUACAAACAA
This is a messenger RNA of Nerophis ophidion (straightnose pipefish), 8384 nucleotides long. It is a transcript of the gene hivep1, whose product is annotated as HIVEP zinc finger 1. Gene Ontology annotation, biological process: regulation of transcription by RNA polymerase II. The transcript is spliced from 9 exons. Gene Ontology annotation, molecular function: RNA polymerase II cis-regulatory region sequence-specific DNA binding; DNA-binding transcription factor activity, RNA polymerase II-specific; zinc ion binding. The record is from RefSeq and is a predicted model, not a curated record. Bases 338 to 7843 code for a protein of 2501 amino acids. Gene Ontology annotation, cellular component: nucleus. Lineage: Eukaryota; Metazoa; Chordata; Actinopteri; Syngnathiformes; Syngnathidae.